AUACAUCUAGGAUGCCUUGGGGGUGAGUAAAACAUGGACUAAUUUAAAUUUCCUUUAAAUUAAAAGUUCCUUUAGGGAUUAUCAGAAAAGAUGCCACAAAAUGAGCCGGUGCGUUUGUCGACCUCAGAGGUUUAAUAUCUUCUUAUAGUUGAUUUGUGUUAAAUCGCUGGAAUGUUUUAAUUUACAAGGCUUUAAAACUUUAGUUUUGUGAGCACGGGAGUGCCACUGGCUGAUCCAGUGGUGACGGAUAUCUGUCAUUUCACUCUCUGGCCAUCAGACAGUCAUUAUUAACCUGACCUAGUAAUGAUCAGAUAUGUUGGUUUAGCUUGUCAGUGUGAAUGGAAUUUAUGUAUUUAUUUGUAUUUUUGACCACUUAAAAACAAAAUUGAGUGGGAGGAGUUAUCCCGCAGCUGCAAUUGUUCCUCUAGAGGGGGUAUUUUUUUCUUAGCCAAUGUAAGUCUAUGGGACAUUUUUGUCAAGCCAGCAUAAUAAGUUUAAAUAGCAUAACAAUAUCUUGGCUUUGUCAAGUCAACAUAAUAAUAAUAAGAAGAAAACAUACAGAUACAAUAGGGGCUUGGCCAUUAAAUAUAGCUGCAAGCAGCAAUUAAGGGGCCAAGCCCCGAACGGUCAGCAACAGCAGUGCAGAGCUGGAAAAGCAAAAACAGCAUAAAUAGAAUAUACAAAACAAAUCGGAAGUACAGGUGUGAAUUAACUCAAAAUGAACAAAAACACAUUUAUUUCUAAAACAAGAGGAAGAAAGAUAAGUACAAUGCUUACCCAGAUAAUAAGGAAAUUGAAAUGACAUAUCACACACAAUUUCAAAAUAAUUAACCCACACUGGGCUCAAACCCAUGACCUAUGGGUCUAAAGCCUGUCACUCAUCUUGCUAUGCCACUGGGAAGAUGUAUACUCACAGAAAGUUCAGAGGAACAGGUGAGAAUGAUCUAAAUAAACAGAAGUUCAUUUCUGAUUUAGGAAAAAGAACACACAUAGGAGAUGCAAGGACUGGAACAGAUCAAACUUUUGCACAGCUUCUGGCCACAGUACCUCUUUUGGUCUGGGCAUGGGGCACACGGGUUUCGAACCCACGACCAGAAAGAUUAGAAGUCAGUGGCUUAGCAGAGUGCACCACUCGUUCUCCGGCCCCUGUGGAAAACUUUCAGUGUGAGAAUGAGCACACAAAAGCAUGAUUUAAUGCAAACAUAGCAUACAUUUUAUCUGAUAGCUAAAAAGCCACAUUAGAGAGAAUGGGACCCAGCUAGCAUGCUAAGCUAUACAGAUGUAAUGAUAUGAAAAUUUCUUAUCACGAUUAUAGUGACCAAAAUUAUCACGGUUAUCAGUAUUAUCACGGUAUUGUUAAAAUGUGCUGGAAAUGUUCAAAAAGUACUGACACAUAAAUCACUUCACCAAGUUUUAUAUUUAAAAUCAACAAAAAACAAAUAAAAUGACUUUUUGUUUGCAUAAACACUAAAACAAUAACAUUACCAAUGAUGUCCGGGUUUUAAAUGACAACAUGAUUGACAACAAUUGAUCUAAUAGCAUGUUCAAAUAUCUAAUGUAAAUGUUCAAAUAAAGCUUUAAAAAAGUUUCAUGAAAAGGUAAACCUCACAUAUCACCCUUUAAAUAAAAGGGUAAAGUCAAAAUGAUAAUUGAUUAUUAAAUGAUUAUACAGGUGCAUCUCAAUAAAUUAUAAUGUUGUGGAAAAGUUCAUUUAUUUCAGUAAUUCAACUCAAAUUGUGAAACUCAUGUAUUAAAUAAAUUCAAUGCACACAGACUGAAGUAAUUUAAGUCUUUGGUUCUUUUAAUUGUGAUGAUUUUGGCUCACAUUUAACAAAAACCCACCAAUUCACUAUCUCAACAAAUUAGAAUACUUCAUAAGACCAAUAAAAAAAAAAACAUUUUUAGUGAAUUGUUGGCCUUCUGGAAAGUAUGUUCAUUUACUGUAUAUGUACUCAAUACUUGGUAGGGGCUCCUUUUGCUUUAAUUACUGCCUCAACUCGGCGUGGCAUGGAGGUGAUCAGUUUGUGGCACUGCUGAGGUGGUAUGGAAGCCCAGGUUUCUUUGACAGUGGCCUUCAGCUCAUCUGCAUUUUUUGGUCUCUUGUUUCUCAUUUUCCUCUUGACAAUACACCAUAGCUUCUUUAUGGGGUUCAGGUCUGGUGAGUUUGCUGGCCAGUCAAGCACACCAACACCAUGGUCAUUUAACCAACUUUUGGUGCUUUUGGCAGUGUGGGCAGGUGCCAAAUCCUGCUGGAAAAUGAAAUCAGCAUCUUUAAAAAGCUGGUCAGCAGAAGGAAGCAUGAAGUGCUCCAACAUUUCUUGGUAAACGGGUGCAGUGGUUUUCAAAAAACACAAUGGACCAACACCAGCAGAUGACAUUGCACUCCAAAUCAUCACAGACUGUGGAAACUUAACACUGGACUUCAAGCAACUUGGGCUACGAGCUUCUCCACCCUUCCUCCAGACUCUAGGACCUUGGUUUCCAAAUGAUAUACAAAACUUGCUCUCAUCUGAAAAGAGGACUUUGGACCACUGGGCAAUAGUCCAGUUCUCCUUCUCCUCUUCGUCUCCCAGGUAAGACGCCUCUGACGUUGUGUGUGGUUCAGGAGUGGCUUAACAAGAGGAAUACGACAACUGUAGCCAAAUUCCUUGACACCUCUGUGUGUGGUGGCUCUUGAUGCCUUGACCCCAGCCUCAGUCCAUUCCUUGUGAAGUUUUUGCUUGACAUUCCUCAUAAGGCUGCGGUUCUCUCGGUUGGUUGUGCAACUAUUUCUUCCACACUUUUUUCUUCCACUCAACUUUCUGUUAACAUGUUUGGAUACAGCACUCUGUGAACAGCCAGCUUCUUUGGCAAUGAAUGUUUGUGGCUUACUCUCCUUGUGAAGGGUGUCAAUGAUUGUCUUCUGGACAACUGUCAGAUCAGCAGUCUUCCCCAUGAUUGUGUAGCCUAGUAAACCAAACUGAAUGACCAUUUUUGAAGGCUCAGGAAACUUUUGCAGGUGUUUUGAGUUGAAAAACGAGUUUAAAUUGUAUCUUUACCAAAAAAAAAAAAGAAAAUUUAUUCCAGUUUUUCCCAAAUUCAAACCUUGAUUCAAAUUUAUCAUAAGCUUAAUUGAUUUGGUUUAAAGAGAUAAUUUUUUUUUUUUUUUGAAGACUGCAUAUAAAAUAGCUACCAAAAUAAAUGUUGGUAACUGCAGUUUGACUUUUCGUUGACUAAAACUAUGAAAGACUCAAAUGACUAAAAUGUGACUAAGACUAUUAAGCAUUUUCAUCUCAAGAUAAAGACUAAGACUAAAUAGAAAAAAAGGCCUGCCAAAAUUAAAACUGUCCGUAACCUCUGUGGACAAAGCAGCGUUGUGAUUAAGAACACUUCUUUAGGUAUUAUAUGGAGCAAAGAUAAACAAAAUGCCAUCGAAUCUUUUCUGAAGACAGUCAGAACCUUCAGAGGUACAUUCAUAUUAUUAAUUCCUUCAUGUAUUCAUUUGUAUAAUUAUCUUAGCACCUGUUUUCUGCCAUGUUUUAACUCUAAACGAAACUCUGUUACUGAAAACUGUGCUUUAUACUGGACAGUAUUUAUUUAUCAUCAUUUGUUCAAAUCACAGUAAUCGAAUACGGUUAUAAUGAUAAUUAAAACAUGAAACGGUAAUACUAACCAUGGUGAAUUUUAUCAUGAUUUAUCGUUACAUCCCUACUAAGCUACUAGCAUAAGUAAACAAACACAGGCAUUCAGAGAGGUAUUUCUCGGGAACGGUAGCAAAUAUCAAAAAUCCGUUUGGUCAUUUCUGUGCGGCAGAACCUGAUUUUGACCACAUCUGACCUGAUUUUGGACAAAAUUGGACACAUUUUUUGGAAGGAGUAGCGAAAAAAACUGUUGUUCAUUUACUUCAAAAUGGCAGACAGGCACAUUGAUGGAAAAUGGCAAAUGAGAAUUGACAUGACCCAGGGAUUGAAAAGUUAUAAGCGUUUUUCCAAAAAUAUUUAUAUCUCUGGAAGACUAGGUGGUGCUGUGUUCUAACUUAUUAGGUGCCUCCAGGAUCCCUACCGAUGUGUGCAGCUAUGUCAAAUGGUUUAGAAGAUAUCGUAAUUUAUGGCAAAUUUCAAAAUGGCGGACACAUGGUUCAGUUGAUCCUGGAAAAAUCGAUAUCCACAGAUUUUCUGACUAACUGUUCAAAGGUUAUUAGCUAAAUGUCCAUUUUUGAUAUCUCAUUGGUUCUAGUGCUAAAAUAAUUUAAUAAUGUGAUAAUUUCUAUAAUAAUUAAUAUAAUUUAUAAUUUCUUAAUUCAAAAUAGAAUAUUAAUAAAUCCAUCUCUGAUAAUCCCAGUGUCAGACUGUGUCUCCGCAUCCUGUGUUUUCCCCUCCUCUCGUGUCCUUAUUUGGAUUUCCUGUCCGUGUCCUAGUUUAGUGUUCAUUAGUUAAUUCGUCUCCAGUCCUGUGUCGUUAAUUAUCUAGUUUUCCCCAGUGUACUUAAGUCCUGUGUUCCAUCCAGUCAGUGUUCGGUCUUGUAUGUCAAUAGUUGUGUUAUUCGUCCUUGUAUAAUGGUUAUUGUCAAUAAAGUCUUGCAUCCCGAAGUUCCUCGUCUCCGCGUCUCCCUGGAGUCAGCAGCUACGUCACUGUCACAGAAGACCGAACUAAAACUGAAGAGAUGGAAGUCGCUCGGAGUUCGUUCGGCUCGCCAGGAGGAUGCCGCUGGACGACGCGGCCAUCCUCCACCUGUUCCAGGCACCAGCCUGCCGCCCGCGGCUUUCCCUCACACGCUGCCGUCCACGGCCCGCCCUAGUCCGCCGUCAGAGAGUAUGGCCAGCCCGCCGCCCGCUGCUUUCCCUCACACGCCGCCGUUCGUGGCCCGUCCUAGCCCACCGACUGAGAGUAUGGCAAGCCCGCCGCCAGAGUGUAUGGCAAGCCCGCCAGUGCCUGCUCCUUGCAAGUGUUCCCCAGUGUCUCCGCUGGUCCCGUCCAGCCCUCCUGCGUCUCCGGUGGUCCCGUCCAGCCCUCCUGCGUCUCCGCUGGUCCCGUCCAGCCCUCCUGCGUCUCCGCUGGUCCCGUCCAGCCCUCCUGCAUCUCCGCUGGUCCCGUCCAGCUCCACGCUUCCAGAGUGCCCCCCAGUGCCUGCGCCACGAAAGCGCCUCCCUAUCUCCGUGCUGCCAGAGCGCAUACAAAAGUCCGCGCUUCCAGAGCGCCCCCCAGUGCCUGCGCCAUGAAGGCGCCUCCCUAUCUCCGCACUGCCAGAGCGCCGCCAAGAGCCCGCCAUCCCUGAUCGCCUACCCAGUACCACCUUAAAUUUCCCCAAGAAAAUUGGGGGGGGGGGUAGUAGGACCCGCCAUGGGGUAAUGUCAGACUGUGUCUCCGCGUCCUGUGUUUUCACCUCCUCUCAUGUCCUUAUUUGGAUUUCCUGUCCGUGUCCUAGUUUAGUGUUCAUUAGUUAAUUCGUCUCCAGUCCUGUGUCGUUAAAUAUCUCGUUUCCCCCAGUGUACUUAAGUCCUGUGUUCCCUCCAGUCAGUGUUCGGACUUGUACGUCAAUAGUUGUGUUAUUCGUCCUUGUAUAAUGGUUAUUGUCAAUAAAGUCUUGCAUCCUGAAGUUCCUCGUCUCCGCGUCUCCCUGGAGUCAGCAGCUACGUGACACCCAGGUUGCUAUGGUCACACAGGUUUGUUUACGCAUUAAACUCGUGGCCACGAGAAAUUGAUGUUCCCUCAACAUAGGAUCUUGGAGCCACGACAUAUGUGACCCUGGACCACAAAACCAGUCUUAAGUCGCUGGGGUAUAUUUGUAGCAAUAGCCAAAAAUACAUUGUAUGGGUCAAAAUUGUCCAUUUUUCUUUUAUGCCAAAAAUCAUUAGGAUAUUAAGUAAAGAUCAUGUUUCACGAAGAUAUUUAGUAAAUUUCUUACCGUAAAUGUAUCAAAACCAAAUUUUUAAUUCGUAAUAUGCAUUGCUAAGAACGUCAUUUUGACAACUUUAAAAGCGAUUUUCUCAAUAUUUAGAUGUUUUUGCACCCUCAGAUUCCAGAUUUUGAAAUAGUUGUAUCUCAGCCACAUAUUGUCCUAUCCUAACAAACUAUACAUCAAUGGAAAGCUUAUUCAGCUUUCAGAUGAUGUGUAAAUCUCAAUUUUGAAAAAUUGACACUUAAGACUGCUUUUGUCGUCCAGGGUCACAUAUUAUCACGUUCUCACAAAUUAAUAUAUCAUGGCCACGACAAAACUAAACCAAAAAAUACUCAAGUUUCAUUUUUCGAAUCUUACAUUGACAGUCCUUUAUUAAUUUAUGUCAGGAGUUAAGUAAAUGAAAAACGAAGUCAAUAUUGAUAUGAAGCUUGAGUCUUAGCCAUUUUUAAUGAUGUAUAGUUUAUGAAGUUAAUUACAUUCUUUUACAUUAAAACUGGCAGUAACUCUGAACUGAUGUACACAAAUAAUGCUUCUGUGAGCUGGGGUUCUCCCACAGGUUAAGAGAUUUUAAACAAACACCGUUAAUACACAUUUAGUUAACAAAACGAAACAAUACACAUUUUAAUGCUAUAAAAGUGUGCACAUUGAGAGAAAUAAACAGCAGAUGUUCAUGUUAGCAACUUCUUUAACUUGAGCAAAUGCUGCUAAUACACAUUUCAAUUUGUUAAUAAAGUAAAUAAAAUGAAACCACCAAACAUAAAUCAUGUUUUAAGGCAUGAAUUAAAUGAUCCACCCGUAUCCUUCAUAAAAUGAAACGAUCCACUUGUAUCCUCUGCUCAAUGAUGGUGCCUUGAUCAGUUGUGAUCUGCAUCUCAGGCUGAUGACAUAACUUCCAGGGAAGCAUGCCCAGUAGGGAUGGGCGAUAUCUUAUCGUUUGCGAUAUACCACUAAAAAUUCUCCCCACGAUAAGAAUUAGUCUUCCCUCGAUAAUAGCUAUAAAGUCUAGUUGUUGACAUAUUCCUGUGUGCGACUGUGCGGAGCGACAUCACGGAAGGCAGACGUGAAAUUGAGGAGGAGUUUAUCACAAAAAUCGGUCUGAAUAAUUGUACUACAGUAGCAUGUGUGUGAUACAGUUUUGCAUGUGUAUGAGCCUGUUUACAAACCUGUUGUCGAACAAAGAUUUCAUUUCUUAACGUGCUUUUUCUCCAAAUUAACUUAAUAACAUAGUUGAGUGUUUGAAAUAACUUCUUUUUUUGACCAGACGUGGUUUCGUAUUACAGAAUGAUAGUAUUGUAUACAGUGAUAAAGACUGUCAAUUAGCAUUGCAUUAUAAAUAUACUUUCCUUAUAAAAAAAAUACCCAAGAUUGUGUGCAAUCAUAUGUUUAUUGUCUUCAAGUUUCAUCAGUUAAAAUUUCUCUAUCUCUGUUGUGCGUUUUAUUCAGUGACAGCUGGAUACUUUUGUCCAUAUUAGGGAUUUCAUUCAUGGAGCAUCAUCAGUAGUAUUACUUCUGCUAUUCAUAUGUGGAGUUUCUGCGCAAGGGCGCCCUCCCGCUUCCAGUAUGAAUUAAACAGUCAUUACAUUUGUGUACUCAGUAAUGCUCACAACACCCUAUUUUGGGUAAAAAUAGGAAAGAUAAUUAUUUUCGCUAAAGAAACAGGAUUCUCUGAAUUAUCGUCAUUUAUAUUGUUAUCGCAAUAAAUACCAGAAAUAUUAUGAUAUAUUUAUAAGCCGAUAUCGCCCAUCCCUAAUGCCCAGGCCUGUUGUACACACCCCAGUCCUUUGACUCAACCUUUUAUGUUAGAAUAAGAAGUUUAAAUGUAUUUAAAAAAUCUACACUUUUUGACCGGAAGACCUAUCGUUUCAUAUCGUCAUGUGACCACGGUAAUAUCGAGACAGUUUUGCUAUUGGGAUACCACAAUAUUGAUAAUACCGUUACAUCCCUAUAAGUAAUUGUAAUGGGUAAAUGACCAAACACGGUGUAACACAGAUGACACUGACUACUGUGGCAAGCUACCAGAGACCCAUUUUUAAAACAAUUUUUUUAUAGCUGUUAGAACUGCAUUUAGAACUGCAUUUAAAUGUUUUUUUUUUGUUUGUUUGUUGUUUUUUUUU
Molecule: messenger RNA, 7991 nt
Organism: Onychostoma macrolepis
Lineage: Eukaryota; Metazoa; Chordata; Actinopteri; Cypriniformes; Cyprinidae
Exons: 1
Coding region: 4535-5197 (220 amino acids)
Source: RefSeq, a predicted model, not a curated record